Bradysia coprophila is the source of this 915-nucleotide messenger RNA. RefSeq lists its product as uncharacterized. NCBI's taxonomy places the organism in Eukaryota, Metazoa, Arthropoda, Insecta, Diptera, Sciaridae. The record is from RefSeq and is a predicted model, not a curated record.
UUGAACAAGCCGGAGUGUUGGUGGAAUGCCGACGAAACGUGCUUUGAAAAAGAUAAAGUACCAAAGAAAGUCGUUGCUCGUAGAGGAGCUAAGCGCGUUAGUCGCCGAGAGAUGGGUCCUCCUAAGGCCAACACAACAGUCACAUACGCAUUCUCAGCGAGCGGUGAUUAUGUGGAGCCGCUAAUUACGCUGAAAGAUUCGAAUUCGUCAGUGGCCGAAAUCGCGUUUGCAUUGGGAUCUGUCGGAGCAAAUUACGGUAUUAACCAAACCGAUUCAGGCUGGACUAAAACUGAGUCAUUUUACUACUUCGUCACCAUUCACCUUCACAACCAAUGGGAAGCAAAAAAUUCUGCCAAGCCUAGGAUACUCACAAUCGAUGGAUAUGGCGCCCAUUUCUCACCAAAACUUUUUCGGUGGUGUCGUCGUAAUGAUGUGGUAAUGAUCGUGUUGUAUCCCGGAGCUACUCCGUACAUGCAAAUGUGCGAUACAACUAUGUUUAGUCCGAUGAAACAGAAACAUACGCAACUCUACUCACAGUGGCGUAUGAAAAAUCCGACAAAGACUAUGAACGAAGUUGAAUUCGUAAAGCUUCUCAAGCAAAUCAACGAUGCAGUCAUAAAAAAGGAAUCCAUUGUGAACGGUUGGCGUGCAACAGGUCUGCAGCCGUUUAAUUUCAACAACCUCAAUACAGCUGGUCUUCUGUCCAAAUCACCGGAUCGAGUGUAUGACUUUAAGGGAUUUUAUAUCGACCCACCAUCUCAGACUGCAGCCGUUGUACAGCCGAAGGUGAACGUGAUAAGUGACGUCAUUUUGGAUCCUACAUCACAGAAUUACAUUCAUCUCAACAGUCUGUCCUCUACGCUGUAUCCGAGAUUUGGUGCACCAAUCAGUAAGUAAACGACCAAAUUUGUGAGU